Trametes versicolor FP-101664 SS1 is the source of this 1440-nucleotide messenger RNA. RefSeq lists its product as uncharacterized. Gene Ontology annotation, molecular function: protein binding. The record is from RefSeq and is a predicted model, not a curated record. The coding region runs from base 1 to 1440 and encodes 479 amino acids. NCBI's taxonomy places the organism in Eukaryota, Fungi, Basidiomycota, Agaricomycetes, Polyporales, Polyporaceae. The transcript has 6 exons.
AUGUCCGAGCCCAUAGUAUCCCCAUCAUACGACGAUCCUGACGCGGAUGUUGUCCUUCGUUCAUGCGAUAAAGUCGACUUCCGGCUGGACAAGCGCACGCUUCGCAGACAGUCCACCGUCUUCCGCGACAUGUUCACUCUGCCAGACGAACCAUCACAAGGACACGAGCCGCAGAUCGUCGCCGUUACAGAAAGCGCCGCUACGCUCGAAGACCUCCUGCCAUUCAUCUAUCUGGUCGGGGGGCGUCCGGAGGUCCUGGAGCUCAGCCGCCUCCGCGCAGUGCUCACGGCGGCGGACAAAUACGACCUCGCAGUCCUGGACGACACGCUGCAGAACAACCUCAGGCUCCACAUCCCAGCAGAGCCGCUCCGCAUCUAUGCCGUCGCGUACAUGCGGGAGGACGCGGAGCUCGCCCAGACAGCGGCGAGGUGCCUUCUCGCGCACCCUCAGUUCUCAGUCCCCGCCGACCCACCGCCCGAGUAUCACGAGAUCCCCGCCAUCGCAAUCUGGCAGGUGCACAUGUACCGACAGAGGUGUGUCCUCGCUGCGCUGGAGAUCUUCCGGAGCGAGGAACAUAUAAUCUCUCCGCCUCGCGCGGGGCACGCCAUCUCGGUAUCGAGGAAGGGUAACGCCGACACGUCGGGCGCGUGGGUGUGGCUUGCGUGCACAUCGUGCGAUGCCGGAUGGCUGAGUCUCGCGGUUUCCAACAGCGCGACAGGGCGCAGGGACACUGUCCGCCCGCGCGCGUGGUGGCAGAAGUACUUCGACGCCGUCGUGCGGCAGCUGGCUCUGCGCCCCCUCGGGUUUGUUGCGAGCGAUUCCAAGUUAUUGCGGGAGACCAUCGCGGAGGCCUCGAAGUGCACGACAUGCGGGCCGCGGGGUGCGCUGCAGGUGUACGAGUACGCGGAGGCGAUGGCGCGGAGGAUUGACGAGGCCACGUCCAAGAUUUCGAUCGAACUUCCAUUUCAAACUCACCCGAGCUCGGUGGCGACCACAGACCCGGACCUGCUGCCUGAGCCCGAGCUUUCGUUGGGUGAUCUCGGAGACGGUAUAGACGCUGUUGCGUUGCUCUCCUACAACCAUGACCUCGUCGACUACACCUACACUCGCACGUCCUGUUCCACAGCCCACAGCGCCUCGCGCACCGCCUGUGCCGUCUACGCAUCACUUGGGUUUGCCUUCCGCCGGAUCUCGCCUCCCCACCAUGAACUCGCGCGAACAGGGGGUACGCGCAAGUUCAGAGCGGGUACAUCACCCACCGGCGAGGGCACAGCCUGCCGCUCCAGCACAGGCUCCCGGUCUCACCCGGGCUACCUCCGGCGCGCCGGCUCCUCGUACGUCUUCAAACUCUUGUCCCGUCUCCGCGCUGUGCUGACUGCGCUCCCUGGUCAAUACGAUAUCACAACGAUCACACAUAACACACUAUCACGAUGCACAUAA